AGUGGGUUUUUUUUUUUUUUAGGCCACAUCACGUAGUUUCACAACUGUGUUUCUAAGCACAGGGAAACAUAUAACCAUUCGGAGUACCUAAGGACCAACGAUUUACGUUUUAAAGUUAAAGGCACAGGAUUGAGUGACAUCCGACAUAACCAUAAUAUCUCUGAACUAAUGGGAUGGACGACCAAUUUGUGGUACUUGACGGCGGUACCGGGUCCGAACUGAGUCGAUUGGGUAACACCUCCAUAGACGACAACCCGCUAUGGUCAUCUAGCUUACUGGUGUCACGUCCGGCCAUUGUGAAACUAGCUCACAAAAAUUUCCUGGAUGCAGGGUCGGAUGUAGUGGUGGCCACUUCAUACCAGGCGUCACUGGAUGGGUUCAAGGGUUUCCUGGGGGUGACAGAUGAAGAGGCGUACAGACUGAUCCGGAACAGCGUCCACCUUGCCAGGCAGGCGUGUGAGGAGUGUACGCAUGCUACAGGGGAGAAAAAGAGGGUGGCGGGCUCGGUGGGGCCAUACGGCGCAUCGCUACACGACGGGUCCGAAUACACGGGCGCGUAUGCAGAGAAGAUGACUGUUGAAGAACUGAAGAGAUGGCACAGACCGAGGAUAAAAGCUCUGUUAGAGGCCAGCCCAGACAUGUUGGCUAUCGAGACUUUUCCCAUUCAGAAGGAGGCGGAGGCUGUUGUCGACUUGCUCAGUGAGUUCCCGGGCGCAAAAACCUGGGUCACCUACGCCUGCAAGGACAACGCGCACAUUUACCACGGGGAGGUGUUCUCAACAGCUGUCCAGAGCGUCAUCCAGUCUGACAGCGUGAUCGCCGUGGGCGUUAACUGCACCAAACCCGAGUUCAUCUCGCCGCUCCUCAAGAUGCUAGGCAAUGUGUCCAAGCCAGUGAUCGUCAAGCCGAACUCGGGCGAGAAGUGGGAUCCAGUAAAGGGUUGGUGUGGGCGGCCCGCGGACUUUGACCUGACCCCGAAAGUGGCCGAGUGGAUUCAGCUGGGCGCCAGGUGGAUCGGCGGAUGUUGCAGGAUCUACCCAUCGGACAUCGCGAAAAUAAAGGAAUUCUUGAGCACGGUGAAACUGCCGCUAGAUAAAAAACCCCGAUCCGUGACGUCCGUUCCCGUGAUUGACAAACAUUGAUAUUAAAGAAUGAAACUAAAUUAUGUAUUACUACAAAGCUGAGUUGGUGUUUCUCCUUCGCCUUUUUUUUUUUUUUUCCUUUUCUAAUUGCCAACUUAAGGUGUGAUAGAAUAAUGAUUAGCAUGGGCGUCGCAAGAUACCAGCGCCCUCUGUCGACGCCUAUGCUUAAAAUGGGAAAUAAAUUACAUAUUGGUAUA
Messenger RNA from Gigantopelta aegis, 1339 nucleotides. Its product is annotated as homocysteine S-methyltransferase YbgG-like. The coding region runs from base 174 to 1142 and encodes 322 amino acids. The record is from RefSeq and is a predicted model, not a curated record. The transcript has 8 exons. Gene Ontology annotation, biological process: S-methylmethionine cycle. Lineage: Eukaryota; Metazoa; Mollusca; Gastropoda; Neomphalida; Peltospiridae. Gene Ontology annotation, molecular function: zinc ion binding; S-adenosylmethionine-homocysteine S-methyltransferase activity.